Vigna unguiculata (cowpea) is the source of this 1108-nucleotide messenger RNA. Its product is annotated as putative xyloglucan endotransglucosylase/hydrolase protein 23. Gene Ontology annotation, molecular function: hydrolase activity, hydrolyzing O-glycosyl compounds; xyloglucan:xyloglucosyl transferase activity. NCBI's taxonomy places the organism in Eukaryota, Viridiplantae, Streptophyta, Magnoliopsida, Fabales, Fabaceae. The record is from RefSeq and is a predicted model, not a curated record. Gene Ontology annotation, cellular component: apoplast; cell wall. Gene Ontology annotation, biological process: xyloglucan metabolic process; cell wall biogenesis.
CUUCUCUUCUCUGCCACAGACAUCCCUUCAUUCUUCCCUCAUUCUCAUACUCAGAUCAGCCAUGUCGUCUUCAACAAUAAUCAUUCUUUGUGCAUUGCUAUUGUCCUAUUCCACUGCAGCUUCUGCUUCCAACUUCUAUCAGGAUUUUGACAUAACAUGGGGAGAUGGCCGAGCCAAGAUACUGAACAACGGCGACCUUCUCACUCUUUCUCUUGACAAAGCCUCUGGCUCAGGCUUUCAGUCCAAAAACGAAUAUCUCUUUGGCAAGAUUGAUAUGCAACUCCAGCUUGUACCUGGAAACUCUGCAGGAACUGUUACUGCAUAUUAUUUAUCAUCAAAAGGGUCAAACUGGGACGAGAUCGACUUUGAAUUCUUGGGGAAUGUGAGUGGUGAGCCGUACAUCCUUCACACCAAUGUGUUCAGUCAGGGAAAAGGCAACAGGGAGCAACAGUUCUAUCUCUGGUUUGACCCAACAGCUGAUUUCCAUACCUAUUCCAUUCUCUGGAAUCCUCAGCGCAUAAUCUUCUCAGUAGAUGGGACUCCUAUAAGAGAAUUCAAGAACAUGGAAUCAAAAGGAGUUGCAUUCCCUAAGAAUCAACCAAUGAGGAUAUACUCUAGCCUCUGGAAUGCCGAUGACUGGGCAACAAGAGGUGGUCUUGUGAAGACUGAUUGGAGCCAAGCUCCUUUCACAGCUUCUUACAGGAAUUUCAAGGCAGAUGCCUGUGUCCCUUCGGGAUCAUCAUCAUCAUCAUCUUCUUCUUGCACUUCCAACUCUGGCUCCUCCAAUGCCUGGUAUUCCCAAGAGUUGGAUUCAUCAAACCAAGAUAGACUGAGUUGGGUUCAGAAGAAUUACAUGAUUUACAAUUAUUGCACUGACACCAACAGAUUUCCUCAAGGCCUUCCCCCAGAGUGCCAACAAUCAUAAUCCUGCUGCAAACAAAUACCACUGCACAGUUCUUCAUUCUUCCUAAGCCUAUUGAAUUCAUUUUCACUUGUAUGAACGUUGAUUCUUUGAUUCUUGACAAUUCUGUUACACGAAGAACUUAUAGGAAAGAAGCAUCAAUAAUACUUUUCUCCAAUCCUUUACACUCUGCAAAUUCUGCAGUAA